CAUAUAAAAGACAAAGACUGUGUGGCUCUGGAGGUGCGGUACCACAAAAGCUGUUACAGUCAGUACACCAUGUUUUUGCUGAGACCUGACAAACCAGAGACAGAACAGGAUGAGGCAAUGUUUGAUGCCAGUUACAAGCUGUUCUGUGAGAGGAUCAUCCGCCAGAGGCUGCUUGUCAACAAUGAGGUGCUUAGAAUGGGCCAGCUGAGGCAGGCCUUCAUUGACAUGGUGAAAGCAAACGAAGGUGUUGAUGCUUCAAACUACAGACAGGAUCUGUUGAAGAAGAGGCUGGCUCAAGAUUUCCCUCAGCUAGCGUUUCACAUGCCCACCAAGCGCAACGUCUGCGAACUGGUUUUUGCUGAGACUCUGUCAAAGGAUGCACUCGUGGACAUGCUACCAGAUCCAUCCGGUACGGAAACAACACAGUCCAGUGAAUUGAGCCAGACAGACAGCGACAAUGAAACAGGGAGAACAAAGUGCCAAACAACACAUGAGGACACAAGGACACUGUAUACAGCAGCGUUGUUUUUGAAAAGACUGCUUAGUGACACUCCUGGCAUGUCAUGCCCAUGGCCUCCCACUUCUGAAAAUGUAAAUGUCACUGAAUCUCAAACUGUUGUCCCCAUUGGACUAUACAAUCUGCUCAGCUGGAUUAUAGGUUCCACUGAGGAGCCAACACUGGAUCAUUAUGUCAACAUUGAUGAUGACGUACAUUUGAAAGUGUUGUCUGUUUGUCAAGACAUUGUGUACCUUGCUUCCAAGGGCCGCAAGCAGACACCCAAGUCCUUGGCUUUAGGUUUAACUGUUCGACAUUUAACUGGAUCAUCACGCAUUGUAUCACUGCUUAACAGACUGGGACAUUGUGCAUCAUGGGACACAGUUUUGAGUCUAGACACUAGCCUUGCCCAACUGACACUAGUAGAAGGCAGAGACAAAAUACCGAAGGGAUUCUCAAAGCGGACACCCACAACACUUGUGUGGGAUAACAUUGACUUUGGUGAGGAGACACUAUCGGGUCGUGGAACUACUCACCAUACAAAUGGAAUUAUGCUCCAGAGUGUGCCCGGCGAGCCUAUGUCCACAGCAAUCAGACAGCCACUGAGAAAGGGAGUUACCUCAUUCAUAGCCCCCCCCCAAUGCCUAUACAACCUUACCAUCAGUCCAAAAGGCAAGGGCCACAGAACUUGUGUCAACCAGUGCAGUCAGCGACAUGCAGAAUGA
Molecule: messenger RNA, 1221 nt
Organism: Gymnodraco acuticeps
Lineage: Eukaryota; Metazoa; Chordata; Actinopteri; Perciformes; Bathydraconidae
Exons: 3
Coding region: 70-1221 (383 amino acids)
Source: RefSeq, a predicted model, not a curated record